Messenger RNA from Botrytis cinerea B05.10, 924 nucleotides. RefSeq lists its product as hypothetical. The record is from RefSeq and is a predicted model, not a curated record. Gene Ontology annotation, cellular component: multivesicular body; ESCRT III complex. Bases 32 to 676 code for a protein of 214 amino acids. Gene Ontology annotation, biological process: late endosome to vacuole transport via multivesicular body sorting pathway; vesicle budding from membrane. Lineage: Eukaryota; Fungi; Ascomycota; Leotiomycetes; Helotiales; Sclerotiniaceae. The transcript has 3 exons.
GCAGUGAGCAAGUAGUUUCAACAAAUCAACAAUGGGGAAUACACCCAGUACUCACAAGAUAUCCGCUCAGGAUAAAGCUAUCCUGGACAUGAAGAACCAGCGGGACAAGCUCCACCAAUAUCAACGGCGUAUAACUGUACUCACCGACCGCGAAACCGCUAUCGCAAAAGAAAUGUUGGCGAAAGGAGAUAAGAAACGAGCUCUCCUAGCUUUGCGACGGAAAAAAUAUCAAGAAUCAUUGCUGGCAAAGACGGAUGCGCAACUCGAGCAACUGGAGAAACUGACUAGUAGUGUGGAGUUUGCGCUGGUACAAAAGGAUGUUGUAUAUGGUUUACAACAAGGUACAAAUGUGCUGAACCAGAUACAUAAGGAGAUGGGAGGAUUGGAUCAUGUGGAGAAGUUGAUGGGAGAGACGGCGGAUGCAAUUGCUUAUCAACAGGAGGUGAGCGAUAUGUUGGGAGGAAUGAUGUCAAACCAGGACGAAGAUGAAGUAGAGGAUGAACUGGCUGCUCUAGAAGCAGAAGUUACAGGUGUUCCGCUACCUGAGGUCCCUACUGCGGGAUUGCCAUUGAAAGAUUCCUUGCCUGAUGUGCCGAGAUCGGAACUGUCGAGUAAAGAUAGGGCAAAAGCAAGACAACGUGAGCGCGAUGAACAACGAGUUGCAAUGUUAGCAUAGGAGUUAUAUUUUAUUGUUGGGCAUUUAAAGGAGUUAUGUGAGCAUUGGUUGGAUACCCGAAUCAUACUUUCACUCUCUUUGAAAUCAUCAGAUGCAUAUAUGGAGUCAGUGAUUACUGGGGACUGACUGAGAAGAAAGUCAUACAAUUGCGGUUGUGUGUAUAUAUAUUAUAGAUUGUACUCAUCCCUUAGGGCAUGAACAUUGAUACCAAUUAACACAGGCUUUCCUGAAACAACUCGGCGUUGCCA